CAGAUCUCUCACACAUCUCUGGUCUUUUGACGGUGGCUCAUCUUCCAUAAGAUACCAGAGUCCGGCUGGCGCCUCCGUCUGCCGCUGGGCCAAAGAAGACACAACGGUCAAAUUCUCCCCAGUUGGAAGUGCCUCUUGUAUUUACGGCCCCCUUAACCCUGCUCCACACACAGCCUUGAUCCCAAAUGAGGUCCAAAAAAACAGGCACCAUUCAUUGUUGCAUCAACACCUUAUUGACCUCCGGCUCGCUCUGGUUUGUGAUCACGAGGAGCGGUGAAUAAUGGCAGAUUCUCCGAGGAUUUGUUGGUUUAUAAAGUAUAUUUGAGCAUACCCUGACAGGCGGUAGCAGCUGCUGAGGAACGCAGUGCACCCUGAGGGGAAGCACGAUGAUGAAACCUCAGUGACCUAAUUUACUCCUACGCAACUGCCUGCAAAGAAGUUGCAGAAAGUAUUUAUAUAUGGAUUUUCCUGGGACUUGACAUUGGAGGCAUGAAAAGCUUACUCACUUAAAAAAAAAAAGUAAACACCCCAGGACUAUCUUUUGCAAGUGGGCGGAGGGUUUAAAAUAAAAUCAGCUGUCACUGUAUGCUUGUUGGACAGAAGUGAACACUAAGUACUGGAGCUGGUCUCCAUCGCUGACUGGGAUUUGCUUUUGGCUUGGAAAGACCCUGCAGGCCGGGGGUGCAGUGGCCGUCUCCUGGGAUUUUAUUUGCUGAGUCCAUACUUUUUUUUAUAUCAUUCUUCCCUGCUGCUGGCAGCGCAGGUUAACCAGGGCUGGACAUCCUGAAAGCUUUAAACCAGAGGAAUCAGGAUUCUCUCUGCAGACUCACAAUCAUCCCAGUGGAUUACUGAAGGGCCAUGUACCAGGCAGCUGCUUCCAAGCAAGCAGACAACAGCAUCCCCAGCGCGGUCAUGGAGGAGUCGGAGGUCUGUUCCCUGCCUGGGGGACUCGCGAGGGUGAUAAAACAAUUUGAGACUCAGGAAGCUGCAGCAUCACACACUGUAACCCAGUUCUGUUUUCGAAACCGAACUGUGCAGGAAAUGUCUGAGUCAGAGGUGACAGUGUCAAGUGGCAGCAGGCAGGUCAACCCAGGCAGUCAGCAGCUGCAUUUCCAAGAAUCUGUGGUGUCAUGCUAUGACAACAAUUUGGCAUCCACUUAUGAAAACCAUCAAAAUGAAGCAGACGAAGAGUUUCCCAGGUAUUCCACGAAAGAGCUGAGAGAUCACUUUGAACGGACAAUAGAAGAGGCUGCUUCACACAAACCAAUUAAGAUUGGACGAGACAUCAGUCGAUCUAAGUGGACCUCUCACGUGAGUGAAAGUGAGGAGAUUGAAGCGUCAGCCGCUGAAGCAUUACAGAACACAAUGGCUGCAGUGACGGAUUAUGAGGACCUUCCACCCCCUCCUCCUGAUUUGCUUCAAAUACCACCAGAAAGUGAACAUAUUCCGGCGAGCCAUCACACUCACGAGCCCUCAAACCCAGAAAACCCAUUCAAACAAUCGCACAACAGAGAGGCGUACGUCAAGCAGAGGGGUAUGUCUGAGUUAAAACGCCUUUACAAACACAUUCACCCUGAGGUACGCAAGAACAUCGAGAAGGAGUUCUACAGUGAGUACAGUGAAACAGAGAACAACCAGGUACAGAGGCAGGUGUGUGCGUACGAGGAUGAUGGUGGGAGUCCUGAUGAUAUCUAUGAAGAAGAGUAUGAGGACUGGGAGGAGAUUGUCCCUGGAGAGGUGCAGGCAGUGCGCUGGAUGUUUGAAAAUAAACCUUUAGAUGCCAUUAAAGAUGAAACUCCCGAAGAAGACGAGCAAAACAGGAAAUUUACUGAGCAGGAAAUGAUUUUGGGGAAAGACGUGAGACGCACGGCGUGGAUGUUUGAGACCAAGCCGAUGGACGAGCUGGGCUCAGUGAACACCAACUCCACAGACUAUAAAAACAAGUUCAACAAACUGGAGAAGGGGGACGUCCGCGCUGCGGCGUGGCUGUUCGAAACCCAAACCAUGGACACUCUCAACAAAAUGCACAAGGAGGAGGAUUUGACGAAGGAGAUCGUGUUUACUGAAGAGGACGGGAAUGCUACCAUUUACAUGAUCGACAACAAGUUUAUGGAAGGCCUCGGGCACACUGAGACUGUUGACGAGAGUCGCCUGCUUAGUCUGCGCUCAGUAUUGGAGGAAAUUAACGGGGAAAUCAAAACUGUUACGACCACUUUUGACACUCAGUUUAAAUGUAUCAUCAUGGGACAGUCCAGCCAAAUGCUGGAGGUCAAGUCUGUCCGUAAAAUCGAAACUGAACUGGAGAACUCCAUCGCGUCACGUUGGCUUUUUGAUACCCAACCUUUGGACACAAAAAACAGAGAACCCGCUCCUUUAAAACUGAUUUGUAGUCUAUCCAUGGAGGACAGCAGUAAAGGAGACUGGGGCAGGUGGCUGUUUGAGAUAAAAACAUUAAACUCCCUCAGCGAGUGGGAAAGCUCACAACUGGAGAAGACGGAGAUCAUCGGGGCGGACGUUCGCAAACAUUGCUUGGUCUUUGAAACGCAGCCAAUGGACUCUUUGAAGGAUGACUCCAAUGCCAGACAACAGUCUCUUGAGGAGAUCAUAGGGGGCAAUGUGAGGUCUGCAAGAAACUUUUUUGAAAGCAGCCCUCAAGUCGCCAGGAAGAAUUACCAAGAGGUUGGAAAACUUAAAAAGGCAACAGCAAAUGAAGAAGUAAAAGGAGACGUGAGACACCAGAAGUGGCGUUUUGAAAGUCAACCUCUUGAGCACAUUAGAGAGGAGACGAAAGAAGUGGUCCGCACUGUGAACGUUGACGAAGACCUAACGCAUGAAGAUGGCUCCAGCUGCAGGGCAGAUGUUCGCAGGAACUGCUGGGUGUUUGAGACGCAGCCAAUGGAUACUUUAAAGGAUGACUCAAACGCUCGCCUCCUGACAAAAGAGGAAAUCAUUGCGGGGAAUGUGCAAUCCGCCAGGCAGUAUUUUGAAACGGCCCCAAGUGAGGAGCUGAAGGAGCUGGAUGAGGUGGGCAAACUGAAGAAAAUAGUGGCGCUCCAAGAGGAGAAGGGCGAUGUUACACAUCAGAAGUGGCGAUUUGAAAGCCAACCUCUGGAGCAAAUUAGGGAUGAACAGAAAGAAGUGGUGAGAACGAUCGAUCUGGAGGAAAUCGAUAAGGUGGAUGUGUCAAACUACAAGCAAAUAUUUGAGAGAACAGAGUUAAAAGAACAAAGAGAGGACUCGCAAAAGAUUCUCGUUGAGGGAGUCACGUCAGGCUCUGUGAAAUCCAAUAGAGACCUGUUUGAGUCUUCAGCGUUGUACGCCAUGCAGGACAGCUCGGGACAUUUUCAUGAGGUCAAAACAGUGCGGCGUGAGGAAGUGGUGAAAGGAGACGUCACCACAUACAAAUGGAUGUUUGAAACCCAACCAAUUGAUCAGUUUGACGAAAGCAUUGAAAAAUACCAAAUUAUCAAGGGAAUAUCCAAGCAAGAAAUUGAGUCUGGGGAUGUUAAAACUGCAAAGUGGCUGUUUGAAACGCAGCCCCUCGAUGCAAUCAAGUACUUCAGCAAUAUUGAAGAUGAGGAAACGGUGGGAGUGAGUAAAAACCUCGAUGUUGUGAAGGGGGAUGUGAAAAACUGUAAGUGGCUUUUUGAGACCAAACCAAUAGACACUUUGUAUGAAAGAGUGGAGAAAGAGAAUGUUAACGAAACAGAGGAAGUACGAAAGGGAGACGUCAAAACCUGCACGUGGCUCUUUGAGACGCACACGCUUGACACCAUCCAUGAUGAAACAGUUUUAAAGACAUGCAGCGUACAGCAAGAAGACAUUCGGGGCAAAGAUGUCAAAACGGCUCGUUUUCUUUUCGAGACAGAGAAGCUGGAGGACCUCGCCGGGGGAGAGGCAGGCUCUUAUAAGCGCAUCACGGAGAUUGACAUCGCAUCCGGAGACGUGUCCAGGAUGAAGUAUAUAUUUGAAAACCAAACGUCUGACAUUUUAACCUCUACGUCUGAGGAAGAGAUGCAGAAGCUGAAAAGAGUUCAGACUGAAGACAUCCAAAAAGGAAAUGUUGUGACCUGCAAGUGGCUCUUUGAAAAUCAGUCUAUCGAUGCUAUUGGCCUUCAAGACAAUGAAGCGGAAUCUGUGAGCAGCAGAACAGUGAACGACAUACAAGGAGGGGAUGUGAACAAGAGUCGCUUCAUUUUUGAGACUCGUUCUCUGGACACCAUCCAGAACGUUUCAUCUGAGACAGACAUUCACAAAAUCAUCCGCGAGGAGGAUGAGAGGGGGGAUGUGAGAAACUACACUAUGAUGUUUGAGACUCAGCCCCUUUAUGCCAUUCAGGACAAAGAAGGGCAUUACCACGAGGUCACCACCGUCACCAGCGAGGAAGUGAAGGAGGGGAACGUUUUAGGAACCCGGUGGUUGUUUGAAACAAAACCCCUGGAUGCCAUAAAAGACACAGAUGAGGUGUAUGUCAUAAAGUCUGUCACUCAACAAGAUGUGCAAAAAGGAGACGUCACCUCUGCCAAAUGGAAAUUUGAGACACAACCGCUGGACAGGAUUGCUGAGGAAAAUAAGUCAGUGAUAAAAACUGUGGAGGACAUUCAAGGUGGCAAUGUUAGACUGAACAAACAUCAUUUUGAGACUGACACCUUGUCUCAAGAAUCCGUUAGAACUGUAAAUGUCAGUGAAAUACAAAAGGGCGAUGUUAGGACUGCAAAAUGGAGGUUUGAAACCCAAUCCAUCGACAAAAUAAGAAGCAUGAGCUCUGAAAACCUCAUAGAAACGGUCAAAAAAGAGGAGUUUGAAAAGGGAGAUGUUCAACAUUCAGUCUGGCUUUUUGAGAAAAAGCCUCUUGACCACAUAAAAGAGGCCGACGAGGAUGAGAGCAAAGCUGCGACUCAAGAGGAGAUUCCCAAAGCAGACGUGAAGACAGCAACAUGGCUCUUUGAAACCACGCCGUUUGAUGAGUUUCACGAGACUAAAACGGAAAAAACGGAAAUAGUGGGCAAAAGUGUGAAGGAAACCCUCGAGGAACUCUACAGCCAGAAAAUGGUGAGGUCAAAGGGAAUACUCAUUGAAGCUGAUGAAAUUGGAGAUGUGAGGAUGGCAAAGUACCAGCUCAUGAAUAAACGGGCUCCCAAGAUUCAACGAGAGGAGGUCAUCCGAGGGGAUCUGCAGAAUAUUAUGAUGAACUUACUGAACAGACAAGAGACGACAGAGCAGCAAAUAGUUAUAGAUUCAGAGGAGAAAGGUAACAUCAGUUCAACAGUAGAGCAACUAUUCAGACAAGAGAGGUCAAGCAAUGUGGAAAAGGAGGAAAUAAUGCGCGGUGACAUUCAGGAAGCCCUUCACAACCUCUUCAACGAGAACCUAUCAACAAAACGAGGAAUACUCAUCCAGGAGGAUGAGAAAGGAGAUGUACAGAUGACAAUAUAUUCUCUUCUAAACAAACAUGACAGCAUGAGUGUGGAAAAGGAGGACAUUGUAAAAGGAGAUGUUAGGAGUGUUCUUGAGAGGCUCUCUAGUCCAGACAGUCUUGAUCAGGCAGUGAAGAUAAAGAUAGAUGACACUGAGAAAGGAAAUGUUCAGUUUUACUCGACUUGCAUCGAAUCCGGAGCUCUCAAUUAUCUCAAACAGCUGCAUUUGGAACCCGACGAGACUCUAACCGACGCGGAUAAAAAGGAGAAAAUUGUUGGCGGUGACAUUAAAGGCACAAAGCUCAUCCUAGGCCGUAAUCAAACACAAGUUGAACGCACAGUGGAGGACGUCAUACCAGGAGACGUGCACAACGCGGUGAAGGUUUUCAUGUCUGAGCCAGCCACGUCUGCAGAAAAGAUCCAAAAGGAGGAGAUAGUCAAAGGCGAUUUAAGAGCCGCUUUGAACUCGUUGUCAGAAUCAGGAAGGCAGACAGUCGUCGUUCAGAAAGAGGAGGUGGUGAAAGGCAACAUCCCAAAAGCUCUCCGGUGCUUGGAGAGGGCUCAGAGAAACCAUAAGGAGGUGGAGAAGCCGGAUAUAGUCCCUGGAAAUGUCAGAGGGGCUAUGAGAUCUCUGGAGAAAUCAGCCACAUCUAGAGUGGAAUGCCUCGUUGAAGAUUUAGUUCCAGGAGACGUGAAGGCCACGCUGAGAUCUCUGGAGCAGGCAAAGCGUGCAAAGAAGGAAGUGGAAAAAGAAGAAAUUGUGAAAGGGGACAUUCACACAGCAAUGCAGAGUCUACAAGACGCCUCCAACGAGAAGAAGAAGUGUCAACAGGAGAUAGAUGUUCAGGGAGACGUCAGAGGAGCAAUUCAGAUCUUCAUGGACCCCCCGCCGUCUCCAAGGAUGCAAAGGGCCGUAAGUCUCGAAGAUGAAGUAAAGGGGGAUGUCAAGAUGUCGAUUAAGUCAUUAUACGAGACGCAGGAGCAAACACAGUUGGAAAAAGAAGAGGUGAUAAAAGGGGAUGUUAAAGGCACCAUUAAAUCUCUGCUGGAAACGGCCCAGAGAGAAACGUCUAAGGUCAAGCACGGAGCGUACAGGAGAGUCCGGGUGAAGCAGAGUCCUCCAGUGAAAAACCUGAAGACUGACGUGCAGAGGAGCGCGCAAAAGAUCAAAACAGCAAAACUGGUUGAAGAAUCCAAAGAGAUCCGUUCCAUCCAAAAUGUAACUGUUGUGCAAAAAUCCACUGAGGUGGAGCACAAGACAAUCACCCAAAACCACGGCAUCAAAACGCUGAAGACAGAGUUCCGUAACCUCAAAUCCGGCUCCAAGGGGGCGGCAAAACUGGGCAAAACCAAAGUGAAAACAGAUGUUUUUGUGAUAAAGUCCCAAACCCCAGAGCCUGAUCUGCCUCUCCCACCCCCACCUCCACCUUUAACUGACUCUGACCUCCUUCCUCCCCCUCCCAGUCCUCUCCCUCUCUCUGCUGACCCUGACAUUGAUCACCUUCCUCCUCCUCCACCACCUCCACUCACCUCUGAGCAGGACGCCCUCCCACCACCACCAUCUCAACAAGAGCUGGACAGCAUGCCGGCGGUGGACUUUCAGCCUGCAAAAGCGAAAAGGAUGACAGUCAAAAAGGUAAAAGUGCCAGCUUUGCACCCAGUUCCAAAGCUGGAGCCUAAAGUGGAAGUUAUUAAGUCCCAAAAAGUGCAGGUGACGUCUGAGACAAGAAAGGAAAUGAGUCAGAAAACACAACAAUCAAAAACCAUCCCACCGGAAGUUCCUUUGCUCCCAGAGUCCCCCCGACCACUAAAGAAAGUUUACAUUGCUCCUGUGAAAUUCACUCCUCCGCCCUCCCCUCCCCCCUUCAUGAGAGGGAAAAUGACCAAAUUUAACACGGCGUUGAUAAAAGCUGAAGAAAAGUACAGGAAGCUGAAGGAGGAAAACACACCACCAAGCACUCCACCUCCCACUCUCACACAUGACUCGGUUAGCGCUGCUUUUGAAAUGCUUUCAACUAAAGAGGCAUCAUAUUUCACAAGCUCAGGAAUUUCAGAGGAGACGGAAGCUCCUGCUCAUUCAGAAACCCUGCAGUGUGACUUAACCACGCAGGCUGUUGUCUCAAACAACAGACGAAGCAACACCAGCAAACACAAAAAAAUCACUGCAGAUUCCACAAGUACGUCUUCUGCAAAACAGCAAAUUUCUUCUAAUGAGAUGUCUCAGGUUGCCACUAUUCAAAAGACCUCAUCCGUCUCUACUGUAAGACAACAAGUUCAAACGACUACACAGAAAACCGUUUCUGCUUCCUCCAAAGAGUCCGCUUCAUUUGUUGUGUCGGAAAAACUUCAGAGCACCGGCACUCAUGAUGCACAAAAGGAAAAUAUUACUUUACAUCCGAAGAAAGAUGGUAAAAAUAAUAAACCGAAGAGCUCUGCCAAACCAGAAACAGAAACAUUGGUGAUACCCAUCAAUCUUUCAAAAGACGGAAAUGACAGCUCUCUCAAAGCGGAAGAGAUCAAGUCAAAGGGUACUAAUAAUACCAACAUAAAUAAACCAAAUGAUUUUCCUGCAGAAAUUCAAGCCUCCAGCCCUCCAAAGCAGACAGAGAAAGACUCUACAAAUGGAAAAACAAGCAAACUGACUCAAAAAGGUAAAAAGAGCACCAAACAAGAAAAACAAGAAGAGAUAAAGAUGUCCAGUGAGACGGAGCAGACAAAUGUUUCACAGGUGGAAGUUAAGAAAACUGAACAGUUCACACAAGAGACUGAGAAAAACACUCUGUCCUCUCAUACUGCUGCUGCUGCUGCUACCACAUCUACAAGCAACACUGUCAGCCAGCCAGAGACUACAACCCCAACAAAGAAGAAAAAGAAAUCGAAAAAGUCUAAAAGUGGAGCACAGUCGGGUCAAGGUAGAGAUAAUCUCACCGAGUCAACAACAGAAACCGAAAACAAGAAAGUAGCUGAAAAAAAUGACCAAACUCAGGAAAAAACUGCAGUAACAGAAGUGAAGGUAGAGCACAUUCAAGUCAAAAGUAAAGUAUUAACCACCAUCAACAAAGAGAGUCUUAAUAUUGAAAAUGUUUUAAAGGAAUCUCAGAAGAAAGAAGCUAAUCAGAACUUUAACGAUCUACUAAAAGAUACAACAGCAGAUGAGUCCAAAUCAAGUGAACAGGCAGAAGGUUCAACAGAAGAUGGAGAAAAAUCCCAAAGACACGAUGUCCAAGUGUUAAUCUCCCACAUUUCAGAGGCACAAAGUUUUUCAGAGAAAACUAACUUUCAAUCUGUUGAGGAUUUGCUAAAUAGUGUGCCAGAGUGUUUCAGUUCUCAAGAGAGAAAACAAGAGUUGGAAGGAACAUCAGUGGCUGAGAAAAAUGAGGAAAUUCCCAAAGGUGAGGAACAAACAUUGAUGAAUGUCGCUGAGGAAACAAGAGAGAAGCAUGAGUGUGAGUCAGUUAUUGAGAUUGCAAUUUCUGGCGCAGCUUCAGUCAUCUCUGGUUCUUUCAAAGAGGAGAGUGAAACUCAGAAAAUGGGCUCUCACGGUGACAAAAAAGAGGAGGAAAGGAUCUGCAAGCUCGUCGACCUUCGAUCUCCCUCUCCGUCCCUCAGGAUGAGCUCUCCGUCGCCAACUUUUAUCACCAUUGAGUCCACGAGGAGGACCGACUCUCCCCAAAGGGUCACUCCAUCACCCACUCUGCUUCACAGGCCGCCCACGCCUCCAACUCCUCCACCGCGGCGGUGUGACACCCCGACAUCCCGCCUCAACAGGAUCACGCCUUCCCCGACUUUUGACAGAGCUGAAAAUUUAGCCCGGCUCAAGGACACGACGGCCAAACUUUUGCGCGGCGUCACCCCACCGCCGCUUUUCACCAAUCAAAUCCCAGAGAAGAAAUCCGAGAUCGUUGAACCGCCCGCCUCCUUUCAACGGCAAAUCAGAGUGGAUAGCCAAGUUGCAGCAGCUGAAACGACGAGGCGCAAAAGAUGCUUAUCUGACACGACUCAUUUUUCUGAGGAUAGAACUCAGAACUUGAGCGCUGACAAAACACGAAGUCGGUCUGAGACAUGUGUGGCCCUCGGUCAAAACACUUCAAAUCUAGAUGAGGCAUCAGAUGAUCUGGAAUUGUCUUCCGCAUCUGUCAAAGAAAGGAAAGAAUUUUUUGAGGAGGCACAGAAAGCUAAAAGCAACAAGACAUACGUGCGGAAGGAACCCAUCUCCAUCCCGGAGCGACUAGGCCCAGAUAUGGAGGAGUGUCAGGAAGAGCGGGAGAACAAAGAGAAAGAGGAGACUCCUAAGGCAGACUUGUCUAGUCUUGUAAACAAAUUUGAAUCUCAAGAAGAUAAAUUAAGUAACAAAAAAGAGCCUUUGUCACACACAGAGAGUCUUCACCCUGAAGAUUGGGACAAAGAGAAAGCAGACAUAUUGGGAAAAGAACUGCCAACUUUUGACAUCCAGGCUAUUAAAAAUGUUUUUGAACUGACUGAGCAGAGUUCUGCCUUCAGAGAGGAGAAAAGGGAUCAGGAGGAGCUCAUGUCUAGUCUUAGUGAAACAACGGCAGACACUUCAAAGCAGGAAAGUCGUCAGGAGACAAAAGGAGGCUCAAGGCAGAGCACCCCCCUCCCUGUGCAGGAAAAUGAGAAAGCACCCACUCAAGCUCAACCUUUAGCUUUCUCUGAAACCAAAUCCGUCACGGAGAGCUUCUCGGAGGUUGAUGAAUUUGGUAACAAGGUCACAGGAAGGGUGACCGCUGUCACGGAGCACUCCGAGAGCCUCUCCGCCACGGUCGCACCAUUCUCCUACGCUGACGCCGUGAAAAAAAAGGCUGCCAGGAGAACUCAGACGUACGAUGAAGACGCUACGGAAAAGCUGCUGAAAAAUUUCCACAAAACGUGGACGGAGAGCGAGACGGUUUUCAAGAGUCUGGGCUACACCGUUUCUGAGGAGACGUCGUCACAAGUUGUGUCUCGACAGACGUUUUCAUCGGGUUCGAGUUCCGAAGUCGGAGCUUUGCACAGUAUGCCGGAAGAGAGCUUAUCCGAUGGAUGCUCUGAUAGUGGACAAAAAAAAGUACCAUAAGUCUUGUUUCUGCUGUGAGCACUGCAAAAAUAAAUUAAG
This is a messenger RNA of Oryzias melastigma (Indian medaka), 10530 nucleotides long. It is a transcript of the gene xirp2b, whose product is annotated as xin actin binding repeat containing 2b. Gene Ontology annotation, cellular component: focal adhesion; stress fiber. The record is from RefSeq and is a predicted model, not a curated record. Gene Ontology annotation, molecular function: actin filament binding. Bases 859 to 10491 code for a protein of 3210 amino acids. Gene Ontology annotation, biological process: actin filament organization; actin cytoskeleton organization. Lineage: Eukaryota; Metazoa; Chordata; Actinopteri; Beloniformes; Adrianichthyidae. The transcript has 8 exons.